This is a messenger RNA of Rhipicephalus sanguineus (brown dog tick), 576 nucleotides long. It is a transcript of the gene mRpS17, whose product is annotated as 28S ribosomal protein S17, mitochondrial. Gene Ontology annotation, cellular component: ribosome; mitochondrial small ribosomal subunit. The transcript has 3 exons. Bases 150 to 560 code for a protein of 136 amino acids. The record is from RefSeq and is a predicted model, not a curated record. Gene Ontology annotation, molecular function: structural constituent of ribosome. Gene Ontology annotation, biological process: mitochondrial translation. NCBI's taxonomy places the organism in Eukaryota, Metazoa, Arthropoda, Arachnida, Ixodida, Ixodidae.
UGGCGUCCUUCAUGUGUGCGUACAUGUGGAUGUCCGCGUAACAUAGGUAACAUAGGCUCGCGUGCUUGAGGCAGAGGGUACCUGUAAUCUCUGUGUUUCUGCACGUGUGUGCUGUUUGUUUAUGUAUACGCGAUUAGUUGCUCGCAAUAAUGGCUGCAGUUACAUCGCCUGCGCUCUUUCUUGGAAAGUGCGUUUCAUCAGCUGUAAAGAAGUCUGUUCGAGUUGUUGUUACCCGGUUCGAGCUAGACACUUUUCUGAUGGCGCAUUAUAAAAAGAGGACAGAGUACGAAGCGUUGGAUGCCAACGAGGAGUGUGAACCUGGUGACUGGGUCCUCGUCAAGGAAUUACCAGAACGCCUCAGCCUGAGGAUUGCCCACAAAGUGGAAAAAAUUGUCUACAAGGACGGCAACAUGAUUGAUCCUAUAACUGGCCAGAAAUGCAUUUUCACGGAUUUUGUGAAAGAUGUUGACAAGGAAAGUGAACUUUUCGGUUUGAGCCCACCAUACAAGGCAAAAGCUUUUCCCGAUGCUCCGGAAGUGAAAGAAAUAUCGGAUAAAUAAGGUGCUGAUGGCUCUA